Molecule: messenger RNA, 3689 nt
Organism: Saccostrea cuccullata (small rock oyster)
Lineage: Eukaryota; Metazoa; Mollusca; Bivalvia; Ostreida; Ostreidae
Exons: 27
Coding region: 15-3425 (1136 amino acids)
Biological process (GO): proteolysis
Cellular component (GO): membrane
Molecular function (GO): signaling receptor binding; zinc ion binding; metalloendopeptidase activity
Source: RefSeq, a predicted model, not a curated record
AGCGACACACAGAGAUGCGUGGUUAUUUCUGCCUGCUAGUUGUAUUACUGGUGUUGGUCUCCUUGACAUUCAUAGAUGGCAAAGACAAAGACAAAUCAUCCAGGCAGAAGGAAAGGAACAAACUGAAGGAGCAGAAGAGAUUGGAGAGAUAUGAGGAAACCAGGGCAAAAGAUAGGAAAGCAAAGAGAAAUGGACGUAAGAGACUUAGGGCAGACAAGAUGGACGACAAGGACCUGGAUCCCAAUGAUCCUGAUUUGCAGAUGGUUCUAAGCUUUGGAGUAGGAGUGGAUGGGAAUAUCAGAACUCCAAAAGGGACUCAUUCCGAGAAUUCGACGAGACUUUUAGAAGAGAGUCUGGAUCGAACUGUGGAGACGGAGGUAGAGUCCGAAAAGGAGGGCAAACCGGGAAAACAGAGACGAAAAAGGAAUUUCGGUCCGGGUUCCACAAACUGGCCUAAAGGUGUCGUCCCCUACAUCUUUGAUGAUAAUUUAGUGGCCAACAGAGCGCCAUUUCUAGAAGCUAUUGAAAUAUUCAAUCAGCUAACCUGUAUUAGAUUUAAGCCAUCAUCCUCGUCAGUAGCGGCGGAAGUCGGACACACGGGAUACGUCCGUGUUUUGAAUGGAGGUGGCUGCAGUUCGGGAGUUGGUUUCCAUGGUAACGAGGAACAUCAUAUAACCCUAGCAGAACCCGGAUGUGGAUCAGUCAGUAUUGCUGUACAUGAAAUGCUGCAUAGAAUCGGACAGAGACACGAACAGUCCCGUAACGAUCGGGAUCGAUAUGUCAAAAUUAUAUGGGAUAACAUCGAUCCCAACUACAAGAAUAAUUUCUACAGACGAUUGACCUAUAAUCUUAACCCGUAUGAUGUAGGAAGCGUGAUGCAGUACGGAUACACGUCAUUUGGCGGUGGAAAAAAGACUAUAGAACUUAAGGAUAAGAAUCUGUACUUCCUAGAAGUUCCUGGGAACCAGGUCUUGUCUUUCUACGAUUUAAAAGAUCUGCUGGACCACUAUGAUUGUACAGCUCAUUGCACCUCCCGUCCAGUCUGCCAGCAUGGGGGAUACGUGAACGUUACCUGUAGUUGUACCUGUCCGGAGGGGUUCACCGGAGACCUGUGUCAGACAGUCGUCACUGACUCAGAUUGUGGAGGGAUUAUUUCUUUGAAGGAAGCUUCCAUUCUUGGUGAAAAUAAAGAUGUUUUUAUAACAUCCCCUAACUACCCUGGCCAAGCUGGACAAGGAAAAGUUUGUAGAUGGGUUGUGAAGGCACCUGAAGGUUACAUUAUUAAGAUGACAGUUGAUGACCUCCAUAUGGCCUAUAACCCGGAUACACUUCGUUGUUACCACUGGUUAGAGAUUCAGUACAAUCUACCUGGCCAGCCUGGAAUAAGGCGAUGUGGAGACAUUGUUGGAGAUACUUUCCUGACAUCAGCUGAUUCCCCAACGUUAAUGAUUGUUACUAUGGAUACCAGAUUUGCUGGCAGCAGGGUUACACACAAAGGGUUCAGGCUUCACUUUGAGAAGGAAAGAGAAGUAUGUAGGGAUAACCCUUGUCAGUACGGGAAGUGUUUCCCCACAGAGCUGAAGGCUUGUGAGUACAAGUGUGUGUGUCAACCCGGAUACACGGGGGACAACUGUGACCAGGUCAUAGCCGAUGUCAAGCUAAAAUGCACCUUUGAGAGACAUGAAAAGUGUUUCUUUCAAAACGUUCAAGAAGGAGACAACUUUGAAUGGGGACCUGGAUUUAAGCACACUACGUCAGAAGGGACAGGGCCUGAGGGAGCCUACAGGGGAGAGAGUUACCUCUUCACAGAGAUGUCCUCCCCCAGAAAACCGGGCGACAAAGCUAUCCUACAAACUGUGGUACCCCUCCCAGAGAAAGCUGGUUGUCUUUCAUUUGCAUACAAUAUGUUCGGAUUAAAUGUUAACAAGCUGACACUCUUUGUGGAGGGAACAAACACAGCCAAGACCUCACUUUGGUCUAAACAAGGAAAUCAGGGUUCUGAUUGGUUGAUGGCUCAGGUCAAUGUUCCCGCUACAGCGGGUCUAAAGUUGUCGUUUGAAGCUCUUACUGGAGAUGCUUGGGAUAGUGACGUAGCUCUUGACGAGAUCACGUGGGAGGUGGGACAAUGUGAUUCAAGCAAGCUUAAGACCUGUAUAGAACAUGGAAAGGAGUUCGAAGGAACACGUGACUAUACCAAGAAUGGGGUCAAAUGUCAGGCAUGGGUAGUCAACGAGCCACAUGAUGUACCCACAAAGUAUGCGUACCUCGCCAAUCAGUCAAACUACUGCCGGGUCGCGGAUGAACCCUCCCCAUGGUGCUAUACCACGUCAGCCUCCACAAGAUGGGACUGGUGUGACGUUCCCUAUUGUAGUGCUACAGAGUGUGCAUACUCAGCUAACGGCGCGGACUACACGGGGACAAUCAGUUACACAAAGUCAGGCUACCCCUGUCAGAGGUGGGACUCCCAGACCCCUCACCCUCACGACUACAACAAGCUAGAUAAGGAUGAGAACUACUGUAGGAACACAGACAACAGCCCUCAGCCUUGGUGUUAUACUCAGGAUCCUCACGUUCGCUGGCAGGAGUGCGAGGUCCCGCGUUGUGAGAAAGUAGAGAGGGAUUGUCUUAUGACUGGGAGAGGUCUGGAUUAUGUCGGUAAAGUGAGUGUAUCGAGCUCGGGAAAAACCUGUCUACCCUGGACAGAUGAGACAAUGAUUGAUGAUGCUAACUACUGUAGAAACCCUGAUUCUUCUUCCAAGCCUUGGUGUCACGUGCAGGGAGACACAGGUCCCACCAAGGAGUACUGUAACAUACCAUCCUGUGCUGACUCGCCUUGUUUUCCAAAUCCAUGUAAAAACAAAGGACAGUGUGAAGUGGCGGGGACUUCAUACACGUGUACCUGUCUUAAUGGAUUCAAGGGAAAUAACUGUGAAGUAGAGGAUGAGCGACAGGAGCCCGAGUGUAAGAGAACCACUACGGGCUGGGAGUACUUGGGGAGGAUUAAUGUGACGGUGUCGGGGAGAUCUUGUCAAGCCUGGGCGUCCCAGUCCCCCCACACCCACUCAUCCUCCAACCUCCCAGAGAACUACUGCCGGAACCCGGACGGUGAGGGCGCCCCCUGGUGUUACACAACUGACCCCAACAAACGGUGGGAGCUCUGCGAUAUUCCAGAUUGCGUGAUACCAGCACCUGAAUGCCUCACCAGCUCAGAUCCCUCAGGGUUACGUUACUUUGGAACACAUAACGUUGCUGAUACUGGAGACCUGUGUCAGGCCUGGGCCAGUAACACACCUACCGCCCAUAGCUUCGGAAAUCUCGCCGACCAGUUCAACUACUGUAGGAACCCGGAUGGAGAGAGCGCCCCCUGGUGUUAUACAGUUAAUCCAAACGUCCGCUGGAGCAAGUGCAACAUUCCUCAUUGCUGAAAACUGUUCUCAUUUUACAAUAAAAACUCGUUUACUAUCUGCUAUUACAUAAAUUCAUAAGCUGUUAAGCUAAUGGUUAAAACCUUUUCUACAGCUACUGCUUAUAAUACUUACUGAAAAUUAUACUUGUACUUACAUGUUACUGUUUCUAUGAACUUUUGUUUUAUUAUUAGUUUAAAAUAGAUUUCUAUAUGGCCACAGUUAUUUUGUAAAUGUUCCGUAGAAUUUUAAGCAUUCGUGGUGCAAACUUUCGGUUAAACACCC